AAUCAAAGAAGAAAGAAAGUAGGAAAUCAAAUAUAGUUCAAAAAUGCAGUUCACUCAAUUGUUUAUUGUAGGGAUAAUUGCAUUUUUUUUGAGAAGAGGAGAUGCUGCAGUUGAUUAUAAGCAAGCUCUCACUAAGUCCUUGCUCUAUUUUGAGGCCCAGAGAUCAGGAAAAUUACCGUCCAACCAAAGAGUCCAAUGGCGCGGUAACUCGGGUCUUAGAGAUGGUCAAGAUGCAAAAAUUGAUCUCACCGGAGGCUACUACGACUCCGGCGACAACGUGAAGUUCGGAUUCCCGAUGGCCUUCACUGUAACUCUCCUCUCAUGGAGCGCCGUCGAAUUCAGUUCUCAACUCUACGCAAAGGGAGAGCUUCAGAACGCUCUGGCUGCGAUCCGAUGGGGAACCGAUUACCUCCUGAAGGCCCACCCUCAGCCCGAUGUUUUGUACGCCGAAGUUGGCGACGGGAAUUCUGACCAUGCUUGCUGGCAGAGACCGGAGGACAUGACGACGCCUCGCAACUCGUACUGGCUCGGUGAUUCGAAGCCUGGGUCGGAUGUUGCAGGGGAGACCGCAGCGGCGUUGGCAGCGGCGUCAAUUGUGUUUGGGAAGUCUGACGGGGGUUAUGCCGGUCAGCUUGUUUCACAUGCAAAACAAUUGUUUGAUUUUGCUCGCAACCAUAGAGGGGUCUAUUCGAACAGUAUCCCAAUUGUGCAAGGCUUCUAUUCAAGUUCUGGGUUUGAUGAUGAAUUGCUUUGGGCCGCUGCAUGGCUUCACCGCGCCACGGGCGAUAAAACGUACUUGGAUUUUCUUGGGCAAGCUACAAACACGGGCGGCACCCGUUCAGAAUUCUCUUGGGAUGACAAAUUUGCUGGGGUCCAAGUUUUGGUCUCAAAGCUGGUAUUGGAGAACACAGUACCCAACAACGGGGUGUGGGCGCAAUACAAGUCCAGUGCUGAUCAGUUCAUCUGCAACGUAAUCCAAAAGGGAAGCAGCAACACUAAGAAAAGCCCCGGCGGUCUUCUGUGGUUUCUACAAUGGAACAACUUGCAGUACACCACCGCAGCCUCGCUGCUCGUCGCUGCUCAUGCCGAUCAUCUCGCCGCUGCUCGUGCUUCUCUCCAGUGCCCUGCCGGUGCUGCUUCGUCAAAUGAUCUCCUCAAUUCUGUUCGAGGCCAGGCUGAUUACAUCCUGGGUGUGAACCCACUCAAGAUGAGUUACAUGGUCGGGUUCGGACCGAGCUACCCAACACGAGUUCACCACAGAGCCGCAUCGAUCCCAUCCAUCAAGAUGGAGCCGACUCCGAUCGACUGCAAGGGCGGGUUCAGCAAGUACUUCAAUGCCAACACUCCCAACCCCAACAUCUUGGACGGCGCCGUCGUCGGCGGGCCUGACGCCAACGACGGGUACACGGACUCUAGGUCUGAUUACAAUCAGAAUGAGCCUGCUACCGUGACGACUGCAGCAUUCGUUGGAGUUCUAGCUAGGCUUGCUUAAUAUUGUUGAUGAAUUGAGUCGAGCUUUGUCACGAUUUUGAAGU
Messenger RNA from Asparagus officinalis (garden asparagus), 1535 nucleotides. RefSeq names its product endoglucanase 15-like. Gene Ontology annotation, biological process: carbohydrate metabolic process. The transcript has 6 exons. The record is from RefSeq and is a predicted model, not a curated record. Lineage: Eukaryota; Viridiplantae; Streptophyta; Magnoliopsida; Asparagales; Asparagaceae. Bases 44 to 1492 code for a protein of 482 amino acids. Gene Ontology annotation, molecular function: hydrolase activity, hydrolyzing O-glycosyl compounds.